Molecule: messenger RNA, 2554 nt
Organism: Pseudonaja textilis
Lineage: Eukaryota; Metazoa; Chordata; Lepidosauria; Squamata; Elapidae
Gene: ARHGAP9
Product: Rho GTPase activating protein 9
Biological process (GO): regulation of GTPase activity; signal transduction
Cellular component (GO): cytoplasm
Molecular function (GO): protein binding
Source: RefSeq, a predicted model, not a curated record
CAGAGUUCCUUGUUCUUUCUGAUCAACCUGACUUGGCAAGAUGUUUUCAAAUAGGAGGCGAUUCUGGGAAGGGUUCAAUCACCCCCUGGGUGAAUCUUCUCUGGAUUCUCCAGGCAGUGUAGUACUGCAGGCUCUCUAUGACUAUCAGUACAAAUCUGAAGAUGGGAGGCAGGUGAUCAUUGAGGAAGGGGAGCUCUUCCACCUUGUGCACAAGGCCAAUGAGGAUUGGUGGCAGGUGAAGCGGUUCGGCCAGCCUAAGCAGAAGAGGCCCAUCUUUGUCCCAGCAUCCUAUGUGGCUGAAGUGACCUAUGAUAAAAGAACAGGCCUACAGCAAAAUGUCAUCUUGCAUCCUGGCAUCCAUUCAGAAAAGGAUGGAGGUCCAGAAUGCUUGGAAAUGUCUCAUUCUCUGGAGGAUCUUUGGGUGCAGCCAUCCUCAUCAUCUUUCCACACAGAUCUAUUGUCCUGCCGCAACCUUUCUGCCAAGAUGAGAAUCCGCCAGCUGUCUCUUGGUAGGCGUCACAGCCUGAGUGCCCUGUCUCAGAUGAAAUGCAAAAGCACAAAGCAGUGGCAAAGUUCAGAGGAAGAGCUAGCAAGAAGUGAGACAUAUUAUAGGAUGUUGGAUGAUACUCCUCCGCCUCUCUUGGGGGAGAAGCCUCCAAUUUAUUACAAUCUGGAGGAGAUGAAGCAGUUACCAGCGACACCUCCUACCCCACGCAGCCCACCAUUACAGAUGCUGGAAGCCUGGGAACAUCACAUAGAUUCCAACUCCCUGCGUAGUUUCUACUAUAAGCCUACAACAGGUGAAAAGUCAUGGAAGCCACCCAGGAGGAGCCAAGAGAUGAGCUCGAUGCAGAUAGAGGGGAAUGAUCUCUCAGCUCCAGCAGAUCCUACUCCAGGAGCCAAUCUGGAUCGAACGGAAGGCAGAGUGAGUGGGGAGCAGUCUGGGGCUCAAAGUCUCCACAGAAAGCUGGGAUGUACCAAAUCCUUGAUGUUGCCAGCGAUACGGCCUCACAAGGGAAACCAUCGGCGGAACCAUUCCCAAUAUAGCUUCGAUGCCUGGUUAGGAGAAUAUUCUGUGCCAUCACCUACCAAUGGUUCCAUCACGGACAAUGCCGAACUACUGCAUAUGGUGGAGAAAUGUGGACAGCUGAACAAGACCAAGAUUGCUGAAGGAGGUCGGAAACUCAGAAAAUGCUGGGCAUCAUCGUGGCUGGUAUUAGCUGGGAAUAGCCUCAUGUUCUACAAGGACCCCAAGGUGACAGCUGCAUGGACUCCAUCUGGUAGCCGGCCUGAAAGCAGUGUGGAUUUGCGUGGGGCCCGUAUUGAGUGGGCCCGGGAUUUGUCCAGCAAGCGGAAUGUCAUCUAUUUUCGCACUGUGACUGGCAAUGAGUAUCUCUUGCAAUCAGAUAAUGAAACUGUGAGCCAGGACUGGUACCAGGCAAUCAAAGGGGUCAUCCACAGACUAGAUCAAGAGAACCCUCUGGAUGAGCCGCUUCUGUACCCACUCUAUCGGUCAAACAGUGCUGAGCUUGUGGAUUUGAGCUGGGAUGAUGAAGACGAACUUGGGGUCUCCAAGGGUGAAGUGCAAGCAGCCCCCGGGAGUCCUGGCAGAGUCUACAAGAAAAGGGUCAAAAGCAAGCUGAGACGCUUCAUUGCCAAGAGGCCACCCCUGCGAAGUUUACAGGAGAAAGGACUGAUCCGAGAUCAAGUCUUUGGCUGUCGGCUAGAAGCCCUGUGCCAGCGAGAAGGGGGCACAGUACCCCAAUUUGUACAACAAUGUGUGGAAGCUGUGGAACAGAGAGGAUUGGAUGCAGAUGGACUCUAUAGGGUCAAUGGGAACUUGGCCAUUAUUCAGAAGCUGAGAUUCAUAGUUGACCAUGAACGGGCAGUGACAUCCGAUGGCCGGUAUGUCUUCCCAGAGCAACGUUGCCAAGAGGAGAAGUUGAACCUGGCCAGUCCUCAGUGGGAUGAUGUGCAUGUGAUAACAGGGGCCCUGAAGCUUUUCUUCCGAGAGUUACCUGAGUCCCUUGUGCCCUACAGCUACGUUGAUGAAUGUAUAGCGUCUGUCAAGUUGUCCGAUCACAAGGAAAAAGUGUCAAAGCUUUCUGGGCUGAUCCAGUCUCUCCCUCAACCAAACCGGGACACCCUGCAUUACUUACUUCAGCACCUCCGCAGAGUGAUGGAUCACUCAGAUAUCAACCGGAUGACAACUCAGAACAUUGGCAUUGUUUUUGGGCCAACGCUGUUGCGACAUGAGCGAGAUGUAGCCAGCCUGAUAGAGGACAUGGUGUACCAGAAUCAGGUGGUAGAGUUGCUUCUUACCGAAUUUACUAGUAUCUUCGGGACAGAUGCCGAAUGAUUUUGUUGAUACUUCUUCUUUUUGAAUAUGGAUUACUUUAUUCUCAAGACAUAUGGGAUCACAAUGUUUUUUGAAGCAAGCAUUGGUACUGUGAAACUCUCUGCAUCAAUCACAGCAGCAUAAGUUACCAUCCUCUUUGGAAAAGAUAUUAUCUCUGCAUCCUCCUUCUCCGAGAUAUUUUUUUUAAGUUGCUCA